Aspergillus neoniger CBS 115656 is the source of this 1737-nucleotide messenger RNA. RefSeq names its product glycosyltransferase family 2 protein. The record is from RefSeq and is a predicted model, not a curated record. Gene Ontology annotation, biological process: extracellular matrix assembly; hyaluronan biosynthetic process. The transcript is spliced from 4 exons. Lineage: Eukaryota; Fungi; Ascomycota; Eurotiomycetes; Eurotiales; Aspergillaceae. The coding region runs from base 1 to 1737 and encodes 578 amino acids. Gene Ontology annotation, molecular function: hyaluronan synthase activity.
AUGUAUUAUCUACCCAAGCCGUUGAAGCCACACAGUGGCAUGGGCUCUGGUCAGCGGUUGGUGCCCCUGGCCGAACGAACUCUCAAUUUCCUUGGUUGUAUUGUUGCGGCCGCGGUAUACUUCUAUGGCUUGAUGUAUCUUAAGCAACCCUUGACCUUUGACAUGAUAGUCAGUAUAAUUCUGGCCGAGUAUUGUCGAUGGAGAAACAACAAGAGACGCAGAGAUGCAGCUCUGCAGGAAGAGAACGGUAGCCUUGGCCUUGCUGAGAAGGGCAAGUCAAGCGAGCAGAGGUUGGACUGCGUUGCUGCUAUUGUUGGGUAUAGGGAGGAGCCUACCCUGUGGAAACAGGCAUUGGGGAGCUAUUCGCAUGCCCAGAAUUGCAGGUUCCUUCUUGUAUGUAUCGACGGGGAUGCAGAAGAGGAUCGGGAGAUGGUUGAAGUCUUUCAAGAUGUUUACACGGAAAAGUCUGCAUUGAUGCACCUAGAUAUCCCUUUAGCAGAGAUUGCCAUGCAGAUGGAUCGAGCAAGAUCCUCCAAGACAACGGAUGCUGAGAUUAUUGCUCAAUGCUGUUCCGUCGCCAGAGCAGCUCUCGAGAAGAGUGGUAUCACUCUGGUCGGCGAGAAGGGGAUUUCUAAACUGUGUGUUAGUCAGCCGCACAUGCACAAGAAGGGAAUCAUGUUCACCUCCUUCAUAAUCUCCUUGGUGCUCUCAGAUAUCCUCGACAUCGAAUUCUUGUGGACAUCGGAUUCAGACUCAAUUGUGAUGCCCGAUACAUUAACGCGUACGAUGGCAACAUGUGCUGCAGAUCCGGGAAUUGGGGGUGCUAGCACGGCACUCACUAUCCACAACAAAGAUGAAACAGUUAUCACACAGCUUGGCAAUGCGGUUUACCUGAAUGAAUUGUAUCUGGCACGUUCCUUUACUGGCGCGGUUGCUGCAAAUGACUGCCAAAGUGGACCGUCUGCUGCUUUUCGCUUUUCUGCAGUCAGUGGAGAGUUGCUGGCAUGGUACAAGCAAAGUGUGUUCGGGCAUUGGAUGGUUGUGAACGAGGAUCGACAUUUGACCACACGUCUCCUUCUAAAAGGUUGGAAAGUGGUUUUCGCAUCCGACGUUAUGACUGCCACUGAGUCACCCACAACAUUCAGGAGGUGGCUAUUGCAGCAGGUUCGCUGGGGCCGAGCGGUGCACGUCGAAAGUUUCCACAGACCGAGCGUGUACCUGAUGCACUCUCCGAUAUUGUUCUUCGGCGCCCUGCGGCGACAGUUUGCCGCCUUUGUCGUGCCCCUGACUGUUGUCCUGUACCUCUGUUCUGGGAUGCUCCUAAUUCGAGCCUUCUCAUUCCAGGAUUACACCCAUCGCCUGGGACUGACAAUCUCCUACCUUGUGUUUCGUAAUCCAUACCGACCAACUAUGAAGGAGUGGAUGUGGAGUCUUCCCGCACAUCUGUUCUAUCAUGUGCCGUUGCCCGCCAUUCAGGUAUGGAGCUUUCUUACAGUGCUCCACGAUUCAUGGGGAACGACCAUGAGAGCCAACAAGGAGGUGAGGCAUUCCAAGCUGCGUCUUAAGAUUUGGGAAGUCGGAUUCUUUGUCUUUUGGAUGGCCAUCCUGGGCGGCGCCUCGGGGAGGUAUGUUGCAACGUCGCUGAUGCCAGGUUCGGCUGACGUGGUGGUAUUUAUCCUUGCGGGGGUUGUGUCCGUGUUGAUUGUGGGUGGGUGGUGGACAGUUGUCGCGAAGUGA